This is a messenger RNA of Knipowitschia caucasica, 891 nucleotides long. NCBI's taxonomy places the organism in Eukaryota, Metazoa, Chordata, Actinopteri, Gobiiformes, Gobiidae. The record is from the annotation of a GenBank genome assembly.
AUGUUCAGGACCAAAGUGACUCAUGGAGCCGUGGGGGCCCAGCCCCUGUUCUCCAUGCCUCGACGGCCCGGCUAUGGCACCAUGGGGAAGCCUAUCAAGCUGCUGGCCAACUGCUUCCAGGUGGAGAUCCCCAAGAUGGACGUCUAUCUGUACGAGGUGGACAUCAAGCCUGACAAGUGCCCUCGACGAGUCAACAGGGAGGUGGUGGACUCCAUGGUGCAGCAUUUCAAAGUCACAAUCUUUGGGGACCGACGGCCGGUGUACGAUGGGAAGAGGAGUCUGUACACGGCCAACCCGCUCCCUGUGGCAGCAGCCGGGGUGGACUUGGACGUCACGUUACCGGGAGAGGGGGGCAAAGACCGGCCGUUCAAAGUCUCCAUCAAGUUUGUGUCGUUGGUGAGUUGGCACAUGCUCCACGAGGUGCUGACCGGGCGCAGUAUGGCGGAGCCUCUGGAGCUGGACAAACCCAUCAGCACCAACCCCGUGCAUGCGGUCGACGUGGUCCUGCGCCACCUGCCCUCCAUGAAGUACACUCCUGUCGGUCGCUCGUUCUUCUCUGCUCCCGAAGGUUAUGACCACCCGCUGGGAGGAGGGAGGGAGGUGUGGUUCGGGUUCCAUCAGUCUGUGCGUCCCGCCAUGUGGAAGAUGAUGCUCAACAUCGACGUGUCGGCCACUGCUUUCUACAAGGCCCAGCCGGUGAUCCAGUUCAUGUGUGAGGUCCUGGACAUCCACAACAUCGAUGAGCAGCCCAGACCCCUCACAGACUCUCACCGGGUCAAAUUCACCAAAGAAAUCAAAGGUCUGAAGGUGGAGGUGACACACUGUGGAACCAUGCGCAGGAAGUACCGGGUUUGCAACGUGACCCGCCGACCCGCCAGCCACCAAACGUGA